CACCCCACCUUCCUCCCUUUUAAUUUAUAUGUCCAGCCUCGCUCCCGUUGCUCGUCACACCACGGACGCAAGCUGCACACACCACAGCGGCACGCACCGAUCGAUCAGCGUCGAGGUCGAGAUGUACCAGGCGAUCCCGUACAGCGCCGGGCGGCUGCCGGCGUGGCCGCGGCGGUCCGAGCCUGCCGAGGUCGUCGGCGCGGCCGGUCAGGAGAGCAGGCGGGCAGGCGACGGCGGGGAGGCGGUGAGGAGGGCGGUGGCGGAGAGCCCGGUGCUGGUGGUGGGGAGGCGCGGGUGCUGCCUCAGCCACGUGGUGGAGCGGCUGCUGCAGGGGCUCGGGGUGAACCCCGCCGUGCACGAGGUCGCCGACGAGGCUGAGCUCGCCGCGGCGGUGACUGGAGACGCCGGCGACGAGGCCGUCGUGGCGCUGCCGGCCGUUUUCGUGGGCGGGAGGCUCCUCGGCGGGCUCGACCGGCUCAUGGCCGUUCACAUCUCCGGCGAGCUCGUGCCCAUACUCAAGGACGCUGGCGCGCUCUGGCUCUGAGACAUUUUGAUUAGGAGUUAGUACAGCCAGUAAUCUCUUCUCCUUCUCAUUUCUUCUUUUGACUCGUGAGGUCAUGUGAAUUACUGCUGCUCGACCUUCCUCUCUGCUUGGGAUCAAUCAGUAAUGGUGAUGAUAGUUAGCUAGACGAUGAUAGUUUUAAAUUCUUUUUAAGUGAAUUUAGUUUCGACCACACACGCCUGUAAAUAGAUCGAUGAGUGAAGAUGGAUGUACUCUACUGGAGUAUUUAGCACUCCAUGUAAAUGAUGCUCGUUCCCUUCUGUACAGCAGCUAGCUUUGCAUGGUUCUCUGGAUGACAAUCAAUCAAUCUGUUCUGUUUUUGCCA
Messenger RNA from Triticum aestivum (bread wheat), 887 nucleotides. RefSeq names its product monothiol glutaredoxin-S9. The record is from RefSeq and is a predicted model, not a curated record. NCBI's taxonomy places the organism in Eukaryota, Viridiplantae, Streptophyta, Magnoliopsida, Poales, Poaceae. The transcript has a single exon. The coding region runs from base 29 to 544 and encodes 171 amino acids.